GCGGGAUAAACAGUAAUGGCGGAGGCGGUGGCGGCGCUGGAGACAACGGCGGGCGCGGCGGCCGCGGCCCUGGGGUCACCCGCAGCGGCUGCGGGAGCGGCGGCCGUCGCCUUCGACUUCGCGGCCGUGCCGCCACCCUCUGCGGGGCCGGGGGGAGGCGGCUGGACCAAGCAGGUCACCUGCAGAUACUUCAUGCAUGGAGUCUGCAAGGAAGGCGACAACUGCCGCUACUCCCAUGACCUCUCCACCAGUCAGUCUACCAUGGUGUGCAGGUAUUACCAGCGAGGAUGCUGUGCUUAUGGAGAUCAUUGCAGAUACGAACAUACCAAGCCACUAAUACAGGAAGAAGUGACUGAUGUGAAUCCAGAGGCAGAAAUCUAUCCAUCAGUGUCCUCAGAGUUUGCAUCACUUCCUGAAACAGUUGAAGAAUUUAUUGCUGAGAUAGAAGAUGAAAAUACAGAUCUGGCAGCAGCAGGAGUAGGAGCUGAAGACUGGGUGAAUGCUGUGGAGUUUGUCCCUGGGCAGCCAUACUGUGGACGUGGCCCCCUUCAGGUCCUGGAAGGCUGCAGUAAGGUCACCCCGGAGCCUUCACUUCUCCAGGCCGAACAACCCCAACUCUCUGAGCCUUUCCUCAUAGGGGAGGUGUUCCAUCCCUCUAACCAUCUUCAUGGCCCUCAACUAGCUGCUCCUUUCUGUGCUGAAGCACCCUUGCAGGAAAUGGUGAUUGAAGAAGAAUAUGAGAAGCAGCAGGCAGAUGUGGAGAUGAAGAAGGAGCUGUGCCCCUAUGCUGCAUUAGGAGAAUGUCGUUAUGGAGAAAACUGCGUGUAUAUCCAUGGGGACGUGUGUGAUAUGUGUGGCCUGCAGGUCUUGCAUCCCAUUGAUGCUGCACAGAGAUCUCAGCACAUAAAGUCUUGCAUUGAAGCUCACGAGAAGGACAUGGAGCUUUCCUUUGCCGUCCAGCGCAGCAAAGACAUGGUGUGCGGGAUCUGCAUGGAGGUGGUGUAUGAGAAAGCUAAUCCUAGCGAGCGCCGCUUUGGGAUCCUCUCCAACUGCAGCCACACUUACUGUCUCAAGUGCAUCCGCAAGUGGAGGAGUGCUAAACAAUUUGAGAGCAAGAUUAUAAAGUCCUGCCCAGAAUGCCGGAUCACAUCUAACUUUGUCAUUCCAAGUGAGUACUGGGUGGAGGAGAAGGAAGAGAAGCAGAAACUCAUUCAGAAAUACAAGGAGGCAAUGAGCAACAAGCCAUGCAGGUAUUUUGAUGAAGGCCGUGGGAGCUGUCCAUUUGGAGGGAACUGUUUUUACAAGCAUGAAUAUCCUGAUGGCCGCCAAGAGGAGCCACAAAGACCCAAAGUAGGAACCUCAAGUAGAUACCGGGCCCAGCGGAGGAAUCGGUUCUGGGAGUUCAUCGAGGAGCGAGAGAAUGGUGAUCCCUUUGAAACUGACGAGGAUGAGGUGGUGACCUUUGAGCUUGGUGAGAUGUUGCUGAUGCUGUUGGCAGCUGGAGGUGAUGAUGAGCUAACGGAUUCCGAGGAUGAGUGGGACUUAUUUCAUGACGAGCUGGAAGAUUAUUAUGAUUUGGAUCUAUAGCACCUGUCAGUGGAGUGUGGACUGUUGUCUUGGCUUCAGGCAGUAGCUAUUACCUGUGGUGUUGUGGCAGUGCCUGUGUUUCUCCUAGGCAGGCCGAUCAAUUCCAGGUGCUGUUGUAAUAACUUUUACCCAGGGUCUGUCUCUUCCCUUCCCCUCCUCUCCCACCCCAGGAGUGUUGUUUUUCCUCUGUUUCAACAAAUAACAAGAAAUAAAUCUUUAAAAUGUUA
Molecule: messenger RNA, 1814 nt
Organism: Poecile atricapillus (Black-capped chickadee)
Lineage: Eukaryota; Metazoa; Chordata; Aves; Passeriformes; Paridae
Product: E3 ubiquitin-protein ligase makorin-1-like
Exons: 9
Coding region: 16-1587 (523 amino acids)
Biological process (GO): protein polyubiquitination
Molecular function (GO): metal ion binding; ubiquitin protein ligase activity
Source: RefSeq, a predicted model, not a curated record